AUAUUGGAACGACAUGGAGGGCAGUAUGAACACUGACAGGUCCGUGGAAGCACACUGCAGCGCAAACCGUAGUCAAGUUUCGACGCCGGAAGGAAAUGACUCAAAGAGAGGGACAAUAAAAAGAACUCCAUUUUCAAAGUUUAAGAGAGUACACUCCAACUUCAAGUCACCUCUCCAAGUAUCAGAGAGUGUUCAAAUCAGCCCCGAAGAGGAGGUGGCAGAAUUGGUGAGGAGAAGAGAGCAGCUGGAUUUAGAGAUAGCACAGCUGGAGGCACAAGGAUGUAGAGUAGAAGAGCUGGAGGACCAUAUUGACAAGCUGCAUGAAUACAACGAUAUCAAAGACAUUGGACAGUCGCUCCUGGGUCGUAUUGAUCAUGGUCUGUUCAACGUU
Molecule: messenger RNA, 391 nt
Organism: Menidia menidia (Atlantic silverside)
Lineage: Eukaryota; Metazoa; Chordata; Actinopteri; Atheriniformes; Atherinopsidae
Source: the annotation of a GenBank genome assembly